Oppia nitens is the source of this 1372-nucleotide messenger RNA. RefSeq lists its product as uncharacterized. Gene Ontology annotation, biological process: cholesterol biosynthetic process; brassinosteroid biosynthetic process. Lineage: Eukaryota; Metazoa; Arthropoda; Arachnida; Sarcoptiformes; Oppiidae. Gene Ontology annotation, cellular component: endoplasmic reticulum membrane. The transcript has 6 exons. Bases 23 to 1372 code for a protein of 449 amino acids. Gene Ontology annotation, molecular function: 7-dehydrocholesterol reductase activity. The record is from RefSeq and is a predicted model, not a curated record.
ACUUUCACUAACAGUGGGAAAAAUGGUGUCAAAUAGCAAGUUUAGACAACAAAAACCAGCUAAAAAUGUUUGGAAAUUAUUAUAUAAUAAAUUGUUUCGCGAAAUACUAGUUCCGCUGUUUUUAAUGAUAACUACACCUAAUCUAACAAUACUGUUGUCGUAUAUUAUAUUAAAGCAAAACAAACCAUUAACUGAGGCAUUGAUCUAUGACUUUCCAACUACUAUACAAAAUGCUUGGCUAACUGUCCAUUGGUUUGAUUUGCAGUGUUGGACAGCUAUCGGAUUAUUACUGGGUUGGGGUCUCAUAUCAUUACAUUUACCGGCAAAACCAUACAAUGGACCGAUCACUUCAAAUGGGUUUACACCCAAAUAUUGGCACACUGGUUUUAGAUUUUACUUAAUAUCAAUGGCAAUAACAGUGCCAUUACUCUACAUCUAUAGAGUAUCACAUUUAUUUGAUAAACUCUAUGAUUUUACCGGCAAUUUAAUUGUGUUUGGUUUUAUAGUUUGUUUAUUUCUAUACAUUAAAGGACUAUUAUGGCCAUCAAAAGGCUUACAUAAUCGGACAGGAAAUCCCAUAUUUGACUACUACUGGGGUAUAGAACUAUACCCGCAUCUGUCGGCUAGGAUUAGCCUAAAAAUUUUGAUAAUAUGCCGAUUCGGGCUAAUACUCUGGCAAUACAUUGUACUAUUGUGUUGGAAAUCCAAUUACGAGUCACUAGCAAAUGGACAGUUCAAUUAUGCACUGACAGCUUCUACUAUAUUGCAAUCAAUUUACCUGGCUAAAUUUUUCUACUGGGAGGACGGCUAUAUGAACACAAUUGACACAUCAGUCGACCGGUUCGGUUAUAUGGUGUGCUGGGGUUGUAUAGCCUAUGUACCCGGUUUUUAUCCGAUAACCAGUCUAUAUUUAUCGGUUCAGCCAUUGAACCCGAACUAUACGUUUCAAGUGUUUCUGUUGAAUCUAUUGUGCGGUAUUGCCGUUAUUGGUCUCAACUAUUGGUCUGAUCAACAAAAACUAGUAUUUCGGGCCACAAACGGCAAAUGUAUUAUCUGGGGAAAGCCAGCCAAGCUUAUCCGUGCCGAAUACGAGGACGACUUUGGGAAAGUUAGAAAAAGUAUUCUAUUGACGUCCGGUUUCUGGGGCCUAACCCGACACAUAAACUAUACGUUCGAACUAAUGUCGACAUUCCUCUGGUGUAUACCAUCACUGUUCAAUAGUCCCGUUCCCUAUCUCUAUCUACUGUUUCUAACUGUACUACUGAUUCAUCGUAGUGUACGCGACGAUAAUAAAUGUGCCAAAAAAUAUGGCAAAUAUUGGCAACAAUACAAAGGGGUUGUCAAAUAUCAGAUGAUACCCUAUGUUUAUUAA